Messenger RNA from Trametes versicolor FP-101664 SS1, 540 nucleotides. RefSeq lists its product as uncharacterized. The record is from RefSeq and is a predicted model, not a curated record. The transcript has a single exon. The coding region runs from base 1 to 540 and encodes 179 amino acids. NCBI's taxonomy places the organism in Eukaryota, Fungi, Basidiomycota, Agaricomycetes, Polyporales, Polyporaceae.
AUGCCCCGCGACUCGAGCCCCCACGAGCUCUCUUCUUCGGAGCGCACCGCGCUCUGGGUGCAGGCGCAGGCGAGCCAGGCCUACCAGCAACCACGACCUCCCUCGCCCAGGACGUCCAUCCAAACAUCAUCCUCGUACCGCACGACGUCCUCAUCUGAGGAAAGCUACCACAAAUCACCAGUAACGGUACCUGUAGUGUCACCCUACGGCGUACCGCCUGCGAGCAUGUCGCAAACACAACGGCCGCGCUACGACUCGCGCUCGCGGCGGGUUAGCAUGCCCUUCCCACAAAGUCCGCCCGGUUCCGGGUACCCUGUCCCUCUAGUGGUCGCGACGCCACGCCGAGCGGAGCCUGAGGAGAACAAGGUGAGUAGCGACAAGCCCUUGCCACGUCCGGAGCAAUGUUCGAGCAAGGCGCUACAGACCCCGCGACCGUCCCUCCGGAAGCAGAGGCGGCCAUCGCUCAUCGAGCAGAUCAUCUCCCUGGGAGCGCCGAGCCAGCGUCGAAGAGAGGACAGCGGGAGAAGAGGAGAGACAUAG